GGAGCGCCGUACUUAGAGAGCACUCCAACCAAACUCACUACUAGAAGUUUGUUGGAGAUGCUCUGAUCUUCUUCGCUUUCGGCCUCAACCGUCUUAAAUCUCGCACGCUGUUGAGCCAUGGCCCAUACUUAUUCUACUGACACGCACCGUACAAAACCACGAGCAACUUUGUGUCUCACUUCCCUUGUACCUUUCCUGCCCCCUCUCUCUUUCUCUCUCCACUGAUCACACCCGCUCCCUCUUUUAUUAUUUUCACCGAUCAAUUCAAUUCAAUCCAAUGCAGCGCCCUUUAUUGCUCCUUCCCCACCUCCCUCGUUCCCAUCGCCCAAAAAGAAAACCAGAUAAACAAAAUCACAACUCCCGAUGCCCCAAAUCAAUCGUCCAUUCUCCCCUUCAUCAAAACACGACAACAAUCACGCGGCAGUCUUUUAUCGAUCUCUUUUACUCGCCAACUCAAAAAGCCCAAGCCCAUCAUGGCCGCUUCCUCUUACCCUUCAUCAAAAAAGCCCAAGCGCCGCAGGCACAAAGAUAACACCUCUCCACCUCCGCCUCGGCGAGCUCCCCUGCCUCAUUCCGCCGACUGGGCCCCGGCUUGAUGCUCCCCCAUGGACUCCCCGGCCCCACCUACGCCGCCGCUCCUCCUCACGCCACCACCCGUCGAGCUACACGAAGUUCAACUCCGCCCUCAACGCCGGCCUUCUCAACCCAAUGUCCCCUCCUCCUACGCUCGACAAGCAAAUCUCUCGAUCGAGCCCAACCCUCUUCGAUAUGAUGGCCAACGAGCACGAUUACCACCCCAGAUCCAACCCGAACCCGGCUCAAAACCCAAACCGCCAGCUUCUCCUCCAAGAUCGGAUUGCUGAGAUCCUGGCCACCUCGAGCCCCGGCAACCAGUUCAACGACCUCGACUCGAGCGACGUGCGCCUGACUCUCAGCUCGAAGGACGGCCUUGUCUUUUCCCUCAACGUCCACCGCCAGAUUCUGGUUGCCCACAGCAGGUUCUUCGCCGGGAAGCUCUCCGAUCGCUGGUCGAAGCAGCAGCGGUCUCUGCCGCAUUUGGUCGAGAUCUCCGACUGCGACGAUGUCGAGGUCUACAUCGAGACGCUGCGCCUGAUGUACUGCAGGGAUUUGCGGAGGCGGCUGAUGAGGGAGGACGUGAGCAAGGUGCUUGGCAUCUUGAAAGUCUCGGCUGCGAUCUGUAUUCAGAAUGGCCUGAGGUGGUUUGUUGAAGCUUCUCGGAUUCCGGAAUAUGACGUUCGUCAGAUCGCCGAUGAGUUCCUCCGAACUUGGGCCGCGCAAACGGAGCUAUCUUCGAUGCACGCAAAAAUCCCAGCGAUGUAUAGGUACGAGGUGAGCCGAGUAACGGCGAGAUUGCUCGUUGGAAUCGGAAAGGGGCAGAUUUUGGUUUCGAAAGAGGUUCGGUGCCUGCUGCUGAGGACUUGGCUUGAGGCCUUUUACGAGGAUUUUGGAUGGAUGAGGAGGGCUUGCAAAUGAUUGGAUCGGCACUCGAUUGAGGAUGGAUUGGGGAAUACCAUACUGACGUUGCCGAUGGCGAUGCAGCAGGAGAUAUUGCUGGCUUGGUUCGAUCGGUUCCUGAACUGCGGAGACGACUGUCCAAAUAUUCAAAGGGGAUUUGGGGAAUUGAAGAGGGAAAGCCAAUUGAUGAUUCUCCUGAAGAAAAGACCACUGAGGAGAUUCCUCCUCUUCUACGGAAACCGUUUCAAGAUUGCUUUCAAGAAUCGCUAUGGAGGGAACGGGCACAUGGAGAACAACUGCAGGCGUCGUCCGAUUCCUACAGGAAUGGGUGUAGGCAUUCAAAAAUGUCAAAAAUUCGAAAUGUGA
Asparagus officinalis (garden asparagus) is the source of this 1842-nucleotide messenger RNA. Its product is annotated as BTB/POZ domain-containing protein At1g63850-like. The transcript is spliced from 3 exons. NCBI's taxonomy places the organism in Eukaryota, Viridiplantae, Streptophyta, Magnoliopsida, Asparagales, Asparagaceae. The record is from RefSeq and is a predicted model, not a curated record. Gene Ontology annotation, molecular function: protein binding.